This is a messenger RNA of Diabrotica balteata, 2351 nucleotides long. The record is from the annotation of a GenBank genome assembly. Lineage: Eukaryota; Metazoa; Arthropoda; Insecta; Coleoptera; Chrysomelidae.
CAAACGUUUUAUUAUUUUAAGGGAUUAUAGGUAAGCAAUGGCUGAGGAUGAGGUAGAAGAUGUUCAAGAACUGGGAAUCAAGGCAAUUAUUGGAUUUGAUGGUGGAAAUACAAACAGCUUGCUUGCCCAUCCAAAUGGAAAGCACGUAGUCUACGCUUUGGGGAAUAAGGUAGCCAUCAUGGAGUGGAGUACAAAAAAGCAGCAAUUUUUGGUCGGCCACACAAAUAUCAUAUCUUGCGUGGCAGUUUCCAAAUCCGGAAAGUUUAUUGCCAGCGGCCAAAUCAACCAUAUUGGAUUUAGGGCUACAGUAAUAGUAUGGGAUUUCGAGAAAAUGGAACUACUAUCACAGCACGAACACCACAAGGUGCGUGUCGAAGGCCUGAUAUUUUCUAUGGAUGACAAGUACGUUAUCAGUCUGGGUGGGAGAGACUGUGGAUCUGCGAUUGUCUGGGAUACCGAAGCUCAUCAAGUCAUCUGCAGUAACCAGGUGGCAAAAGGCAUAUCUGGUGAAGUAACUUGCAUAAAUUCAAUGAAUAAACGUGCAGCGUGUUUCAUAACUGCGGGAGAUGCACAUUUAACUAUCUGGGUCAUAAACCACAAGGCGAGGAAUAUGUCCCAAUUCAACGUAGCAAUGGCGAAACUGAGAAGAGUGAUUUUAUGCGUAGAGAUUAAUGAAAGAGAUGAGGUUUGUUACUGCGGUACAACAACUGGAGAUGUACUAAAAAUAAGACUCUUCUUUCACCAUGAUUCAGAUGUACUAGAACCCACCAAACAACCGUCAGUCAUAGGCUGCUAUGCCAAAUUAUCAAAGAAAAAAUUGGAUCGUGGUGUUGUGGAUUUGUACCAACACGGCAUAAGAGCUAUCAGACUUCUUUUUGGUGGCAAAUUAGUGAUCGGAGAUGGUGAGGGUAACGUAGAACUGGUAGAGGAAUGUAUAAAAUCGAACUUGAAAUUCGAUCGCAACGUUAAAAUGCCGUCGGUGCCGGCUCUAAAAGUGCACAAAACCACAAACGUUAACGCUGCUGUUUCUGCGAUCCAACUGAUCGACGAUAACACUAUAUUGGUGGGGACAUUAAACUCCGAAAUAUAUACAAUAAACCUCAGUGAAUUCAAAGCUAGAUUGGUGGUUACCUGUCAUACUUCUACCAUACACGAUGUUGCUUUUCCUUACAACUUCUCGGAAGUUUUUGCCACAGCAGGAAAGCAUGACGUCGUCUUUGGUCAAUGGUAACAAUGCAAGAGCUGCUUCGUAUACGAGUCCAAAAUUUCACCUGCUCCAGUGUCGUUUUUUCAUACGACGGCAAAUCCAUUUUGACAGGCUGGAGCGAUGGCGUCAUUCGAUCUUUUACUCCGUUGACGGGUAGAUUGAUCUACGCCAUUUUAAACGCGCACAAUAAAGGAGUUUCGGCUCUGACUACGACUUCUCAUGGUAAAGUUUUGAUAAGUGGAGGAUGUGAAGGACAAGUUAGGUUAUGGGAUAUUUCUCCAUUUAAACAACAGCUGAUCUGCACCCUCAAAGAACAUAAGGGACCUGUAUCAGCAAUAGAUGUUAAUAAAUUUGACAGCGAAGCAGCAAGCGCUAGUACGGAUGGUACAGUCAUCAUUUGGGACUUGCAGAGACAAAGACGAAGACAGAUUUUAUUCGCCAAUACGUUGUUUAUGUGUGUCAAGUAUUUUCCUAGUGGUGUCCAAAUUCUUACUGGUGGUUCCGAUAGAAAACUAUCUUACUGGGAAGUCUUGGACGGAAGUCUAGUAAGAGAACUAGAAGGUUCACCUACAGGCACCAUCAACGUUCUGGACAUUUCCCCUGAUGGUGGGCAUUUUGUGAGCGGAGGUAAUGAUCAAAUUAUCAAAGUAUGGACGUAUCAAGAAGGUAUUGCAACUCACAUCGGCGUAGGUCACGCUGGAGUAAUCACCGCAGCGUGCUUCAGCGCCGACGGAAAACACAUAGUUACCUGCGACGCCUCUGGCUGUAUCUUCGUGUGGAAAAGUCCCUUUAUAAAAAAAUCGGUCUCUGGAAAUGGUAAAAUUCAGUCUGCAGAAGUGAAGAAAGCAGCUACUCCGCCUAGAAGAUUCAGCAGGGGAGAGGAGCACAUAAAAGACCUGCCUAGUGUGCGUAGCAGUAGAAGCAGUGUUCAUCACCAGAAGAUUUGUGAUGAGUGUUGUCCUUGCGAUAAGAGUUCUUCGGUAAGUUCUAGAAGUACUCGAAGUUCCUUAAUCAGUUGUAAAUGAUUGGUUUGUUGGCUGAGGAAGUACUAUUUAUAUGGAUGCAUUUUUUAUACACACUUUAUUUAUUUUAUACUUUUAUAUAACGUAUUUUGUAGUGAUUUGAGAAAAUAUAUUUUUAAAAU